This is a messenger RNA of Uncinocarpus reesii 1704, 1494 nucleotides long. RefSeq lists its product as uncharacterized. Gene Ontology annotation, cellular component: peroxisome. The record is from RefSeq and is a predicted model, not a curated record. The coding region runs from base 1 to 1494 and encodes 497 amino acids. Gene Ontology annotation, molecular function: phosphomevalonate kinase activity; ATP binding. Gene Ontology annotation, biological process: isopentenyl diphosphate biosynthetic process, mevalonate pathway; ergosterol biosynthetic process. NCBI's taxonomy places the organism in Eukaryota, Fungi, Ascomycota, Eurotiomycetes, Onygenales, Onygenaceae. The transcript has 2 exons.
AUGCCACACCAACCACCCGUGGAAACGGCGGUUUCGGCGCCUGGAAAGGUGCUCCUAACCGGAGGAUAUUUGGUGUUGGACCGCAAAUAUACUGGCACUGUGCUGGCGCUCGAUGCGAGGAUCCACGUUAUUGUGCAACAGCUCCCAAUGGGCAAGGGAGCAAGAAUGGCCCCGAAAGCCAACGUGGGGGAAUCAGCAAGGACAGGGUCGAAUGGUGGUGCGGACGGGGAUUCGUCCAUGGAUGGCAUGGAAGGAGACACAUGCCAUGCGAAAGACUACGAAGACGGGCUAGAAGAAGUCGUGAUUGUGAAGUCGCCGCAGUUUAUCGACGCUGUAUGGGAGUACCGGAUUCAGAGGAUAACCCAAGGCGGAGGAGUCAAGGUUCAGCAAGUUAAUGACGAGCCCCGGAACGUUUUCGUGGAAACCUCCUUGAAUUACGCCCUGACAUAUGUGAGCUACGUUGCUGCAUCGAAGAACUUUGGUUCGUUAUCGAUUACCAUCCUGGCGGAUAACGAUUACUACUCUGAAACGGCGGCAUUAUCCGUCCUACAUAGGGGGGCCCGCUUCAUGAAUGCUGGAGUGAAAUUACAAGAAGCACACAAAACCGGCCUAGGAUCCUCUGCUGCUCUCGUUACGGCUUUGGUAUCUGCUAUUGUCAUUCACCGUACUGUACAGCCCGAAGAAUUGCCUUCAGUCCGGGACAAACUGCAUAACCUAGCCCAAGCUGCGCAUUGCGCUGCACAAGGGAAAAUAGGCUCUGGGUUCGACGUCGCGGCCGCUGUGUAUGGGUCAUGUCUUUAUCGCCGCUUUUCCCCAUCCAUCCUCAGUGAUUUGGGUGAUGUCGGCUCCCCGCAGUUUGAAGAGCGGCUAUUUACGGUUGUUGAGGAUCUCAAUACUGAAAAGCCCUGGGACACAGAAUGCGUAGACUUUGGCUUCAAGCUUCCCCGAGGUCUUCAGAUGGUUCUUUGCGAUGUUGAUUGCGGUUCACAGACGCCCGGUAUGGUGAAGAAAGUCCUGCAAUGGCGGGAGCAGAAUCGCGUAGACGCAGAGAUGCUCUGGACCGGCCUACAGCGGAACAAUGAAAAGCUGCGUUUGGAGCUCAAACGACUGGGACAAAAUCGUAAUGUAGUUCAAAACUACGAUGAGCUCAGCAAUUUGAUCACACGCACCCGAAUGUGGAUCAAGACCAUGACGAACAAAUGCGGUGUUCCCAUUGAGCCUGAGGUCCAAACAGAGUUGCUGAAUGCGCUCUCGCAGAUCAACGGUGUUAUCGGCGGUGUCGUGCCGGGUGCAGGCGGCUAUGAUGCGAUCGUUUUGUUAGUCAAAGACGACCCGAUUGUUAUGAACGCCAUUCACGAACUCGUGGAUGGCUGGAAGAGCUCAGUGGAAGACGACUUUGGUGGUCAAAUUGGCAAGGUGAGAUUACUCGGCGUGGGAUAUGGAUCCGAUGGCGUGAAGAAUGAACUUGGGGUCCGGUAUAGCGGGUGGAUAUGA